This is a messenger RNA of Penicillium pulvis, 405 nucleotides long. RefSeq names its product serine palmitoyltransferase small subunit family protein. The record is from RefSeq and is a predicted model, not a curated record. Bases 1 to 405 code for a protein of 134 amino acids. Lineage: Eukaryota; Fungi; Ascomycota; Eurotiomycetes; Eurotiales; Aspergillaceae. The transcript has a single exon.
AUGGCGACCGAGACGCAAACCGUAUAUACCACGUCGAUACCGACACACAUCCCCCAUACCUCGGCGAUGCAAAAACUGUUCACCGGCAAGCCAAACGUCUUACACAAACGGCGGCGUAACCCCUUCCAGCGCUUGGUCGACUGCGUCCGACUUGGAUACUACCGAUACGAGGUGACUUUUGGUCUUUACGUGAUGACAUGGGCUGAGAAGUGUGUCACCAACAUCAUUGUGUUGACUGUCUUGGGGCUGUUGUUAUGGGCACUAGCUUUCUACUUCCCGUCAAUACUGUACCACAAGCUCACUCGUCUGGUGUGGCUACUUACCGGCCACAGCGACGCAGGAGUCAGGGUACCGGUGAUCAUUGACAAGCACGGGAAGUAUAUGUCGCCUUCAUCAGUUGCCUAA